GGACACAAAGAACAUGGUUUUUGAAUGCCAUCCUCUUGAUUGUUUUAAUGUAACGAAAUGUGGCAGUUUGCUUUGCCCAAAAUUUAGUCAUGUUGCUAUACUUCUAACUAUAAACACUCUUUCCUGCUUAUAUUUGAAGAAAAUUACUAUAGUAUAAGCCAAAUUCCCCUUCAUUGCUAGUACACCAAAAGAGCACAUAUACCUUCCCGAGCACCAAAUUUAUAAUCAUACUUUUGAAUAGAGUUCAGUGUUCUCUUUACGUGUCAUUCUGCAAGAAUCAUAUUUGGAAUAAUUUAGGACAGCUUUACUAAAUUUAUUAAUGUACACUUGUUAUAAGGAUGUGCUUAAGUUCUAGAUUUGCUGUGCUUACAGUGCAAAAGCCUUCUUUAUGAAAUCAGAGAAUUUUACUUUAAUGGUGAUAAAUAAUGCCUUGUCUUUUAAAAUGAUAUUAAUUUUCUAAAUGUUUAUAUCUGGAGUUUAUUUGGUUUUCACAAUAACUCUGUGAAGUGAGUGCCCUAAUCUUAUAAAUGAGAAAAUGUAAGCACAGAAAGGUCAACAGACAGUCAGAGGCACGCAGCAUUGUAUGAUAACAAAGUAUUGUCAUUUCCACAGCUAACAUUUACUAGUGCUUACUAUAGGCUAAAUAUUGUUUUAAGUUUUUUGUGUAUAUUAAUACGUGCUUGGGCUUUAGUGUCAGAUCAAAAUUUAAGUCUAGCUCUUCUGAUAAGUUCUUGACGUUGGAAAAGGUACCUAACCCUUUUAAGUCUUGGUUUCCUUAUUUGGAACACAGAAAUAAUGGUAGUAUCUACCUUACUGGUUGUUUGGAUUAAAUGAGAUCAUCCAAAUGACUCUGUGUGGCGUAUAGUAAUGCUUAUGAGAGGAAUGAAAAAUGAGCAGAAUAGAGUUGUUUCUGACCUAAUUGGCCAAAGUCCCUUAUAAUACAUUUUAGAAGAGACAGAGAAUAUACGUUCACCUAAAAGAAGUUGUUUAUGGUAGAAUUAGUUCAGCCCUGGGAUGUUUUCCAAGCCAGAGACAAAGCAUGGUGUAUAUUUGAGCUUCUGGAGAAAAGAAAGGGAUAGUAAAGAAGAGGGAGUGGAUUGCUGCCCACCUUAAAGUGAGGUAUAGCAGCAGUUCACAAGGGAUGUAGGCCAACACCUGGCAUCCUGAUUUUAUGUAUAAAAUUAAAGUCCAGAGUUGAAAUUGUUACAUUUGAAGUUCAGAGUUGAAAUUGUUACAUCUGAAGUUCAGAGUUGAAUUUGUUGACUGUCUGUGGGUACAUGGUUUGGGAAAUGUUCCUUUUGGCUAUCAAACAUAUUUAUUCUCUAAUUAAUAUGUAGAUUAAAAUGAGACUAUUCCCAUAACCCCUAAUAAAAUGCCGGAUACAAAGUAGGUAUUUAGUAAAUAUUAGUAUCCCUGUUUGAGUGAGUUUGAUUUUUUUGUGUGUUAUGAAGGGUAAAUAAAUUGACCAGAAAAUUUUCAAAAAUAUAUUGAAAUCUCUUGUAACUCUAAACUGUAAUUUAUCACUGUAAUUUCACUGUUCUAUGAUUCUGUGGCAUGCUUGUUCAUACCAUCAGUUUUCUUCUUUACUGACUUUUCUGAACUGGUUUUGGAGGGGUCUUAUGGAAUAGGAAUAUAUGGAGGGUGGAUUUUGAAGACAGUCUUCAAGAGGAAUUAUGGUUAAGUCAGCAAACAAAGAAGACAUGGUAUUUUGAAGUAUGAUUAAACUCCUGAUGCUGCAGCAGAGGCUAAGAAUAUUAAUGGCCAGAUCUAGUACACACAUGGUCUUCUGAAGAAGCCAUGGGUAGCUGUUGUAGCUGUCCAGAUAAAGACACUGUCCCAGAUAACCAUCGGAACAAGUUUAAGGUCAUUAAUGUGGAUGAUGAUGGGAAUGAGUUAGGUUCUGGCAUAAUGGAACUUACAGACACAGAGCUGAUUUUAUACACCCGCAAACGUGACUCAGUAAAAUGGCACUACCUCUGCCUGCGACGCUAUGGCUAUGACUCGAAUCUCUUUUCUUUUGAAAGUGGUCGAAGGUGUCAAACUGGACAAGGAAUCUUUGCCUUUAAGUGUGCCCGUGCAGAAGAAUUAUUUAACAUGUUGCAAGAGAUUAUGCAAAAUAAUAGUAUAAAUGUGGUGGAAGAGCCAGUUGUAGAAAGAAAUAAUCAUCAGACAGAAUUGGAAGUCCCUAGAACACCUCGAACACCUACAACUCCAGGAUUUGCUGCUCAGAACUUACCUAAUGGAUAUCCCCGAUAUCCCUCAUUUGGAGAUGCUUCAUCCCAUCCUUCAAGCAGACAUCCUUCUGUGGGAAGUGCUCGCCUGCCUUCAGUAGGGGAAGAAUCUACACAUCCUUUGCUUGUGGCUGAGGAACAAGUCCAUACCUAUGUCAACACUACAGGUGUGCAAGAAGAGCAGAAAAACCGAAUAAGUGUGCAUGUUCCAUUGGAGGCAAGGGUUUCUAACGCUGAAAGCAACACACCAAAAGAAGAACCAAGUAGUAUUGAAGACAGGGAUCCUCAGAUUCUUCUUGAAUCUGAAGGGGUCAAAUUUGUUUUAGGGCCAACCCCUGUUCAAAAGCAAUUAAUGGAAAAAGAGAAACUGGAGCAACUUGGAAGAGAUCAAGUUAGUGGAAGUGGAGCAAAUAACACAGAAUGGGACACUGGCUAUGACAGUGAUGAACGAAGAGAUGCACCCUCUGUUAACAAACUGGUGUAUGAAAAUAUAAAUGGGCUAUCUAUCCCUAGUGCCUCAGGGGUCAGGAGAGGUCGUCUGACAUCCACCAGUACCUCAGAUACCCAGAAUAUCAACAACUCAGCUCAGAGAAGAACUGCAUUAUUAAACUAUGAAAAUCUACCAUCAUUGCCUCCUGUUUGGGAAGCCCGCAAGCUAAGUAGGGAUGAAGAUGACAAUUUAGGACCAAAGACCCCAUCUCUAAAUGGCUACCAUAAUAAUCUAGAUCCAAUGCAUAACUAUGUAAAUACAGAGAAUGUAACAGUGCCGGCAAGUGCUCACAAAAUAGAAUAUUCAAGGCGUCGGGACUGUACACCAACAGUCUUUAACUUUGAUAUCAGACGCCCAAGUUUAGAACACAGGCAGCUUAAUUACAUACAGGUUGACUUGGAAGGUGGCAGUGACUCUGACAACCCUCAAACUCCAAAAACGCCUACAACUCCCCUUCCACAAACCCCUACCAGGCGCACAGAGCUGUAUGCCGUGAUAGACAUCGAGAGAACUGCUGCUAUGUCAAAUUUGCAGAAAGCACUGCCACGAGAUGAUGGUACAUCUAGGAAAACUAGACACAAUAGUACUGAUCUGCCCAUGUGAGCCUGGAAAGCAUUAUGUUGUUUGCACCUUUGUGAAGUUUUUAAAAAUGAAGAUGCAAGUGCUUCAUUUUCAUUUCUAAACACUAACUCCUUUUAUAGACUGAUAAAAUUUUUUCUGAAUAUUUCAUGUGCAUCUUUAACUAAAGGGAAUUAAUGUAGAGCAGGUACUCCUUAAAGAACACUAAUUUCAUUAUAUACUACUCAUUGUACAGCAGCAUUCCUGUUUUCACAGUGCCUAUUUAAAAUGAGAGUUGAAGUGAAUGACAUGCUGGUUGAUUUUUAUCAAUAUUAUGGACUUAUGCAUAUCUUUCAUGUCUAAGUCAUGCUUGGCUUUUAAAACUUUUUAUAAAGCCUCCUGACAAUGUGCAUUGCUAACAGAUAACUAUAGGCUUUGAGAGUAAUGCUCAUAGAUUCACUCUUCACAGUAUGUGGCCUCCAGCAUGUAACAUGAGGAAUUCUUUAUUUCAUUAAUUAAAGGCUUUUUGACUUGAGCCAAAAC
Cebus imitator (Panamanian white-faced capuchin) is the source of this 3822-nucleotide messenger RNA. Its product is annotated as fibroblast growth factor receptor substrate 2. Bases 1798 to 3324 code for a protein of 508 amino acids. Gene Ontology annotation, biological process: cell surface receptor protein tyrosine kinase signaling pathway. Lineage: Eukaryota; Metazoa; Chordata; Mammalia; Primates; Cebidae. The transcript is spliced from 7 exons. The record is from RefSeq and is a predicted model, not a curated record. Gene Ontology annotation, cellular component: cytoplasm; cell-cell junction.